UAAAGGCAAGGAUCCAAAACUAUAAACAAAGAAGUGUUCAAAGUUUCUUCUGGCUAGACUAUUAGCUAGAUGAUUGCUAUAUAUAUCUCUUCUGGACUCGUGAUGAAAAUCAUUAGUGAUAAGCCUUCUUUGCAAUAAUGGCAGGCCUCACCAAGACAUACUUUCAGCUCUUUUCCUUUCUCAUUGUUUUCUUAAUUGUGCCUACAAGACUUGUCAUGGCGUUGCCACCGGCUGUCAAAGCAGCUUAUUGGCCUUCAUGGACGACAACUUUCCCGCCUUCGGCCAUAGAUACGUCCUUGUUUACUCAUAUUUACUAUGCUUUUCUCAUGCCAAGCAACGUCACCUAUACAUUCGAAAUCCCAAGUUCAACAGCUCAUCUGCUGUCAAAUUUUACUACCACCCUCCAUCACAAAAAGCCGCUGGUUAAAACCCUUUUCUCUAUUGGUGGCGGAGGUGCUGAUCCUCUUGUCUUCUCUCGCAUGGCUUCAGAGGCAAAGACACGUAAAGCUUUUAUAAAUUCAGCCAUAGAGGUGGCACGAAAGUUUGGUUUUGACGGGAUGGACCUCGACUGGGAGUUCCCUAAAAACCCAAAGGAUAUGCAAGACUUGGGCAUUUUGUUUACGGAAUGGCGGCAAGCAAUCAACUAUGAAGCUAAGGCCAGCCACCGAGCUCCUCUGCUUCUCACGGCGGCGGUGUACUUCUCCGUUGACUUUUUCUUGGAUGAAGUCUACCGAAAAUACCCAGUGAGCUCUAUGAAUCAAAAUCUGGAUUGGGUUAGUGCAAUGUGUUUCGAUUAUCAUGGAGGAUGGGACACUUCAAAGACAGGCGCUCAUGCCGUGCUUUAUGACCCAAACAGUAAUGUGAGUACAAGUUAUGGGCUUAGGUCAUGGAUCAAAGCUGGGGUGCCUAGGAGCAAGUUGGUUAUGGGCCUGCCCCUUUAUGGUAGGACUUGGCAGCUUAAGGACCCAAAUUCACAUGGGAUUGGAUCGGCCGCAGUUGCAGUCGGUCCAGGAGACAAUGGGGUGUUGACGUUUGUCCAGGUGGAGAAGUUCAACAAGAAGAAUGAUGCCAAGGUAGUACAUGACAUGGAAACCGUAUCCACAUAUUCUUACGUUGGGUCAACCUGGAUUGGGUAUGAUGAUGCUUUAUCAACAACGUUGAAGAUUGGGUUCGCUCAGGCCCUUGGAAUUCGUGGCUAUUUCUUCUGGGCUCUUAGCUUCGACAACGAGUGGAAAAUCUCUAGACAAGCUUCAAGAGCGUGGGUUCUUGGUGAAUGAAAACUGAAGCUCCUUUGGUCUGUAUACUGUAUUUGCCUAGUAGUAGUACCAGGAAAAGAGAUACAUAAAUGCCAGUUGAACAUUGAUUUGAGUUAUGCUGAUACAAUGGAAGAAUCUUCGUUUAUCCUUUUAUGCCUUUAUCCAGUAAAUCAUGAUAAAAACAACGUUUAAUUGAUCAGUCGGAG
Theobroma umbraticum is the source of this 1462-nucleotide messenger RNA. RefSeq names its product class V chitinase CHIT5b-like. Gene Ontology annotation, cellular component: extracellular region. Gene Ontology annotation, molecular function: chitinase activity; chitin binding. NCBI's taxonomy places the organism in Eukaryota, Viridiplantae, Streptophyta, Magnoliopsida, Malvales, Malvaceae. The record is from RefSeq and is a predicted model, not a curated record. Gene Ontology annotation, biological process: carbohydrate metabolic process; chitin catabolic process.